Megalopta genalis is the source of this 1579-nucleotide messenger RNA. Lineage: Eukaryota; Metazoa; Arthropoda; Insecta; Hymenoptera; Halictidae. The record is from RefSeq and is a predicted model, not a curated record.
GACCGUACCUUCCUUUUCGAACGAUAUUUUUCACACCGUGCCGGAAAGCCGCGGAACCAGUGUCGCGCGUCCUCGUUCUCCCGUAUCCGAACUAAGUCAACACCGUCCGGCAGCUGCGUUGGUGUGCGAGUUUGCGGUGUGACCGUCGAAGAAGAUGUAUUCGCUCGGCGAGGGUCAGCAGUGUUCUGUUCGCAAAGAUCAUCUCGAAGGCAACACCGGUCGCCGAGGAGGGUUCAUACGCGGGGAGACAACCCUUUCGUCCAACACGUCGGGGAUUAGAUCGAAAGAAUUUCGCAAGCUGUUCGGCUCGCCGACGAGGAAGCCGAGAUUCCCGGGUCCUCGAUUCGCGCGCGGUUUCCAAUAGGAAGAUCGCGAGAUGACGGUGCGCGAGGAGGAUCGCAAGAGCAUGAGACACAGCAACUCCUGGCCGGACCAGGCUCCGCAGACGGUGAAAGUACGCGUCGACCCGUUGUCGCGCGCUUUUACGAUCAUCCCGACGAUUCGCGGGAGCUUCGAUCCUCUGCUGGCCGCAGCGAAGCCCGGCUGGAUCGACGACAUCGUGCUCCUCGAUCAUGGUCGUUCGAAGCCCGUGGAGACGGGACACCGGUUCGUCGACGAGACCGGAGUCGCCGAACGUGUCCCGGAACGGAAGGAUUGCAAGAAACUAGACGAUACCUUCGAGCUACGUGUUUUUGUACCGGACACCGCGACUAGAAGUUCGGUAAAGGAUGUCGCCGAGGAUCGAGGAAGCAAGACCGCGGGAAGCCUUUCGUCCGACGAGCACUCGGAUGCGCUGAAAGCGGAACGAGCUGCUCCGGAGGGAAUGAGAUCGGGCCACUCGAUCGACGAAAAACGCGCCGAAAACGGAGGAAGAAACCUCCGGGAGACUCCAUCGCAGGAAAGCGCGCUCGAAGACUCGGAAGAGGAUUCCCCGGCGUCGAAGACCAUCGUUCAGAUCGAGCCGCGGGAGGAUCGAGCCGGCUCGUCCCGAGAUGCGACCGCCGGGAAGAGCUUCGCUAUCGAAAUCCCGGGAAAUACGACUCCUCUGAAAUCCUCCGUUGCGGCAGCGGCGAGACCGCAACACGUUUGUCCCAAGUGCACUUCCGAGGGUCUGCUGCUGCAGCAGCGGUUCGACCCUUUCCGCUCGGCAGCGCCGGCCGACGAAAGUAACCUGGUCAGGGAGGGCCGGUGCCGGGUCGCCGGUUCCGGUAAAGCGGAAACGCUACGUAAAUAUUCCGCGGUCGAGGCUAAAAUGAGAACCAGCUGGCAGAGAAUAGGAGCGACCGGUCUAAUUGGAUCCACCAGGAAUAGGUGCAAGGAGAGGGACAAGCGCGGCCGGAGGAGGAACGGCGAGCCGCUCUGUCGAUCGACGAACGAUGCCCGGAAAGAGGCUACCCUGAGGAGGCAUUACUACCCGGAGGGUGGCUGGGGAUACGUGAUCGUGACUUGCUCGGCGCUCGUUCAUUUCCUCGGGAUCGGUUUGCAGCUCGCGGCGCCAGGAAGCUGGCACCUAACCGCCGAACUCAAAUUCCAUCAGCCGCCUCUUCACAGCGCAGAUGAAAUCGACAAGCAGGAGUGA